This is a messenger RNA of Neoarius graeffei (lesser salmon catfish), 4140 nucleotides long. It is a transcript of the gene nherf2, whose product is annotated as mucin-2. The transcript is spliced from 7 exons. Gene Ontology annotation, molecular function: protein-membrane adaptor activity; signaling receptor binding. Bases 515 to 2434 code for a protein of 639 amino acids. Lineage: Eukaryota; Metazoa; Chordata; Actinopteri; Siluriformes; Ariidae. Gene Ontology annotation, cellular component: apical plasma membrane. Gene Ontology annotation, biological process: protein localization to plasma membrane. The record is from RefSeq and is a predicted model, not a curated record.
GAGUUCCGGUUGGAUGUGUUAUAAGAUCUUAUCAUGAGACCAGAUCGCUGGCCAAUCCCAUCUCUCUCUCUCUCUCUCUCUCUCUCUCUUUCUCUUCCUCAGGGAUCAUUGAGCUCGGGUUUCCUGCUUUCCCUUCUGCAGCUUCUCAACUCUGGCAUAGUUUUGCUCUUUGUGUGCAUUGCAUGAACAAAUAUCCAAUUCGAAUUCAUAUUUUUAAUUCUUGACUUUAUUAGAAUAUCAGGUUGUUUUUUAUGGGUGAAUAUUAAUCAGUAACUGGAGUGCUAAGUGAUGUGUUUUUGUUGUUUUUUUUAACGUGAAAUAGUUACAGAGAGAAGAAGAGGAGGAAGAAGAAGAAGAAGAAAAGUGAAGCACCUGUCCCACAUGCAUUGGCAGGACACAGCUGGGCACUUCAGGGUUAAAGAUCUUUUGGGAGGCACCGUGGCGACGUUGGGAUUAAAAAUGGCCUGGUGGAUUAUCUGAGCGUGAAGAGGUGGUGGAGACAGAGGUGGAAGUGAUGACGACGACGAUGAUGAUGAAGGCUGACAGCAUACAGAAGGAGAUGGACGAGAGGAACCUACGCCCCCGUCUGUGCUACCUGACCAAAGGCGAGUGCGGUUACGGCUUCCACCUGCACGGAGAGCGCAGCAGCGGCGCGCAGUUCAUCCGCAGGAUCGAGGCGGGAUCUCCGGCAGAGCUGGCAGGACUUCGUUCUGGGGACCGCGUGGUGGAGGUGAACGGAGAAAACGUGGAGAAGGAGUCACACCAGCAGGUGGUUCAGAAGAUCAUGGAGGUGGAGAACAGGACGAGGCUCUUGGUGGUGGAUCGAGAAACAGACGAGUUUCUGCUCCACCACUCUCUGCCCUGCACUGAGGACAUUGCUGUGGAGAUGAGCUGCCUCCUCUCCCCUCGUACCCCCUCAUCUUCCCUCGCUUCUUCCACCCUGAGCUUCUCCUCAUCGUCGCGUGACUCCCUCACUCCAUCGCCACCAGGAUCCAUCAUUUUAUCACCGCAAGACUUUACCACUCACUCACUCACUGACUCCAUUACUCCAUCACUACCACCCAAAUCCAUCACUUUAACACCACUGGACUCCAUUGCUCCAUUACCCAGUGACUCCACUAUUCCAUCACCACAAAACUCCACACCACCACCACCACCACCACGCAAACCGGACGCUCCAUCGCCAGGAGACUCGCUCACUCAGUCACCACGCAACUCCAUUAAUCAAUCACCACAUGACUCCAUCAUUCCAUCAAUGUCCAAUUCCGUUACUCAAUCACCCUAUGACUCCAUCACUCAAUCGCCCUAUGACUCCAUUACUCAAUCACCCUCUAAUUCUAUCACUCCACCACCCUCCAACUCCAUCACUCAAUCACCCUCUAAUUCUAUCACUCCACCACCCUCCAACUCCAUCACUCCAUCACCAUCCAACUCUAUCACCCCAUCACCCUAUGACUCCAUUACUCAGUCACCCUAUGAUGCCAUUAUUCAAUCACCAUCCAACUCCAUUACUCAAUCACCCUAUGACUCCAUCACUCGAUCACCAUCCGACCCUACCACUACUCAUUUCAGCCAGGAAAACUCCAACGAAACCCAUAUAACGGACAUCAUCAUCACCAACAACAACAAGGAGACAUCAGGAACGGAGGACAUGGUGAUGCAUGACCUGAGGCCGCGGCUGUGUCACAUAGUGAAGAACGAGCAGGGUUUCGGCUUUAACCUGCACUGUGAUAAGCGGCGUGCGGGUCAGUUCAUCCGCUCGGUCGACCCGAAUUCACCGGCGCAGAGAGCGGGACUACAGCCCAGAGACAGACUCAUCCAGGUGAACGGAAGAAGCAUUGAAGGUCUGAGGCACUCGGAGGUGGUGGAGAUAAUCCAAGGUGGAGGAGGAGAGACCAAGCUGUUGGUGGUGGAUCCGGAAACGGAUGCUCUGUUUCAGAAACUCGGCAUCACUCCAACUACAGCGCACCUUAAUGAGGACUGCGUGGACGGUCCACUCAUAAAGAGUCCAACCUCAACCUGUCCAAUCACAGACAGCUCUGCGUCUCCGACACAAAUUCCCAACGGCCUGCAGGUCCAACCGCCAGUCACGAACCUCACUCUGACGGAUCCACCAACCAGAAACGGCUCUCUGAAGCACCAGAGUCACGGAAGCUCCGCCUCCUCCAGGUCCAUCACUUCAGAGAUGAGCGUGGAGCUGAGCAGCUCUGAUACCACCAACAAGGUGUUGGAUCCAGAGCAGCGUAAGUGUAACAGCGCCCCCGGUGUGCAGGAGGUACCGGUGAUAAAGGAUUUGGACCCGUUGUGGGCGAGCGGCCUGCACCUGAGCCCCACGGCAGCCGAAGCCAGGCAGAAGGUCCAGGCGAAGAAGGGCAACAAGAGAGCGCCCCCUAUGGCCUGGAACAAGAAAUACGAGCUCUUUAGUAACUUCUGAGCUGUUCAGUUGUUCAAAACAAAAAACAAAACAAAACAGAUCCUUAAAUAUUUUACCUGGGGACAAGGAAAAGGGGAAGGAGAAUACUACAAUAUUAAUUUGAAAAGUAAGAGUGUAAAGGUGAAGAAGUGAAAGUAAAAAGCUGAGAUUGGAAACUGAAGGUGAAUGAAAAAAGGGAAUCAGACAUCAGGAUGUAGUAGUGAGCAAGAAAUCCAGGUGUUUACUGACGUGACUGACAAUGAUAUAAAAACACAUUAUAUGAGGGAGAGAGAGAGAGAAAGUUGUAAGCCGCAUUAAUUCAUUUAAAAUUCAAAAGUGAAAUCAAAAAUACUCCAAUCCUCCCUGAACUUCUCUUACUUUCCUUGUUCAGGAGUUUUUGGGAAAGUCGUGUUAGCUGUCAGGAUCCGUGAGUUUCAUCACAGAAGACGAGCCAUUUUAUUACAGAUAUAUAGAAAUAAAUUAAUACGGUUAGAAAGCACUGGAUUGGGAUCUGCUGCUAAAUAUUAUAUUUGAUAGUUUUAAAUCUAUACUGCCUUUCAGAUUUUUCAAGUGUAGGUCAUAAACAGAAUUUUCCCCGACACUUGAUUAUUUUUGUUUCGUGACCGAAAGCUACUGAAUUCGAAUCACAGACUUCCAAUUUUAUUAGUUUUUUUUAAAUAGAACAAUGAAUGAAUUUAAGGCCACGUGGCUCUAUUUUUUCCUGCUUCACCAUGACGCAAUACAAGAUACUCCAUCAUGCAUCACAUCACGUGGUGGGCUUUCCCCGUUUGCGCAAGGCAUUGUGGGAUACAAAUUUGAAACAGGAGAGAAAAAUGGAGGACGUGAGUGGGCGAACGAAACGUGAAAGACCGACUACAGUACCGGAAAGAAAGUGAGAAGAAGACGUUAUGUUAUAUACGAAGGAAAGGGAACGCAGGAAAUAUCAAGCUAAUAAAUAUCGGCGCUCAGCGAGCACCUCGGUGUGAUCAGCUGUUCGUUUAGCGACAGAAUGAUGGAACUGUCAGUGCACGCUCAAAGGGAAACCUGCGCAACACACACACACGGACUUCCUCUGUCUGCUUGACUGCGCGAAGCGAGCGAUUUCAUGCACGUUAUUUGCUUUAAUCGCCUCAAAUUAAAUAACUUCCCAGCCACAGAAUGGCCUGAUAUUUUGUGAGAUAUUACAGAGAUAAACCUAUAUCACAAUGACCACAUUUCAGACGGAACUAAAUUUCACUGAUUUUAUGAAAUCAAAAGGCCGACCAGCUUUAAAAAAAUGUAUUUCAAACUUCGAAAGUGGCAUGUAAAUGUAAUCACUUUGCGUCACAGACUUGCGUCAUUUAUCUACACCAAGUCACAUAAAAUACUUUGUUUUAAAAUUGAUAAAAUAAAUCACAAUCCCACCUUCCCUUUGAAUAGUUUUAGACCAAACUUCGGAGCAUCUUUACUGCUUUUUUUUUUUAGGAACAGCAUUUUUCUUUCUUUCAUCAUUUGUAAUUCUUCCUCACUUACGGUGACGAAGCGAUCGGCCACCAUUUUGCCGAGUCGCAUGAGGUGAUAAUCGAGAAAUAGUCCGAAUCUUUCGGCCAAUCAGAGUGAGCAAUUUUCUAUGAUCAGCUGCCUAUUUAUACUAAACAGUAUUCAGGACACAACCCCAGCAUCCCCAGUGUCAGUUAUAUCAGUGGUUAUAAAUGAUUCAUAAUCAGAAUAAAAGGAUCGAAUAAUAA